This is a messenger RNA of Andrographis paniculata, 267 nucleotides long. RefSeq lists its product as uncharacterized. The transcript has 3 exons. NCBI's taxonomy places the organism in Eukaryota, Viridiplantae, Streptophyta, Magnoliopsida, Lamiales, Acanthaceae. Bases 1 to 267 code for a protein of 88 amino acids. The record is from RefSeq and is a predicted model, not a curated record.
AUGAAGUUUAGCUCUGGUUUGAGGUAUGACAAAACCACUAAAAAGUUUACAGCUUCAGAUGAAGACUAUUUGAAAAUGAUCCAUCAUAUCGUUCUACACCAUGUUCAGAGUUACAUGAAGUAUGCUAUCAAAGAGAUCCCAAAUUUGAAAGAAGACAUUCGUCUGAAAGCAUUUGACUUUCUUGACACCAAGUCAGAAAAAGAUAGAUUUUUUAAGAUGAUUAUCGAAGAAAUAGCUAAUUGGAUAGCUUACAAGAUUAGAGAGUAA